Messenger RNA from Lodderomyces elongisporus, 4452 nucleotides. RefSeq lists its product as uncharacterized. NCBI's taxonomy places the organism in Eukaryota, Fungi, Ascomycota, Pichiomycetes, Serinales, Debaryomycetaceae. The record is from RefSeq and is a predicted model, not a curated record. Gene Ontology annotation, biological process: RNA export from nucleus; protein localization to nuclear inner membrane; transcription-dependent tethering of RNA polymerase II gene DNA at nuclear periphery. The transcript has a single exon. Gene Ontology annotation, cellular component: nuclear pore; nuclear pore inner ring. Gene Ontology annotation, molecular function: structural constituent of nuclear pore. The coding region runs from base 1 to 4452 and encodes 1483 amino acids.
AUGGUUAGUAUACUACCAGGCCACAAUACUUCAGGUCAUGGCACCACCAAGAACAAAUUUAUUUCCCCUACGAUUCGAUUAGGAGAAUCCGCAAUCGAUGAGUUGACAAAGUUUCAUUCGGACUCUUCAUCGUUUUCUUCCUUUUCGGCCUCCGCCUCUGUGUCCGCUUCCAACUCAGCAGCAAGAAUAGGCGAAUCAGCAUCCUCCUUGAUGAGAAGGUUUAUGCAACCUGUGGGCUUGGAAGUGAAGGAAGCCAAUUACAAAGUUGGAAUUCCUGAUUUUGCUACUUUGUCGCCCUUGACGCUAGGAGCAAAGUUGAUCUCCAACAUCAGCAAAAUUGACUCUAGUAUACCACACGAUAUUUUUGCUUCAGAGAACAUGAUCAAAAAUGAAACUAAUCUCGACAAUUAUUAUUUUGACUAUGAAAACGGACUCAAUGAUUUCUCGAGGUUUGAAAAAGUGCAACAGUAUGAUUUACCAGAUACCUUUUUUGAGGAAUACAACAAAACAGAGUGUAUUACGAAAAUUGGGUUGCUUCCUGAAAUCGAUCGAAGUUGGAUCUCAGUCGACAAUAAAUUGAUCUUGUGGAAUUACAAAAUUCCCCAAUCGUCAUUCAACAAGUCUGCACAGUUUCUCACACUAGACCAAAUCGAAAGCACAGUGCUUGCGAUAAAAUUGGUCAAGCCAAAGGAUGGCAUAUUUCUCAAGGAGAUUAACCAUCUUUUGAUUGUUGCAACCGUGACUAGCAUACAAAUAUUCUUGGUCAAAUAUGGCAAGGAACACAACAAUUUGGAAGUGUUCAAUCCAGACUUGUCUGUCUCCGUGCAGGGAUUAACAGUAAAUAAUAUUAUAGCUCACCCAAAAACACAGGAUAUCUACUUUACCGGAGAAGGAAGCGGAACCAAUAUUUGGAGGUUGGAAUAUUCAAAUAAAUCAUCUUUUACCAAAAACAGGUGUGACAAAGUUUGCUUAACGAAAGGUACUUUUUCAAGCGUUUUACCUAGCAGUUUCCUGAGCUUUGGUUUUGCUAGUAACACUAAUACUACUCCACGAACAUCGGGUACUUUUUCAGCUUCUUCUGCAUCUUCCUCCGCAUCUGCUUCUGCUGCUGCCGGCGCCGCCGCAGCCAACAUUCCAGAGACUAUUUCUCAACUUGAAAUUGACUCUGGUCGCGACAUUUUGUACUCAUUGUCAAAUAAAUCAGUUAUUAGAGUCUACAAGCUAAUACCACGACAGGAUAGCUUAAAUGAAGGAAGCACUUUGACUCCAACUCAGAUCUUCAAAUCCGCAUCAUCUGUAUUUGUUGACCCAAGCAGUUUCAAAGUUUUUGAAAGGUUCAAGAUCAUUAACAUUCAUGCCAUCUCCUCGCAUGAAUCCUCUGUUAUUCAAUUGAUAGCAGUUACAAGUAAUGGUACUAGAAUUUUACUCAAAUUGGGGUCAACUUCAUCAUUCACUUCUUUGCUCUCGUCAGCCAUAACCUCUUCGGCUGCGUUGAAGCUAAAUCUCGUCAAUAUUAGGUUUCCACCAACCAGAGAAAUUCCUGAGAUUAACAAUGAACUUGACUCUUUUACAAGAGAUAGGCAAUACAUUUCACAAAUUAUAGCUAACCAACAAAAGUCGCAACUCUUAAAGAACACCAAAAUUGCCAAAAUGAUCAGUCCUGGAGUGUUCAUAUGUGUUAAAAAGACCAAGAGAUCUGACAAAUUGUUUAUUGCCACCACAAACUUUGGGUACCUCAAGAAAAACGGCAAGUUGGUUGAAGAUGCAGAAUUUAUCAAAUACACCACGAGCGAGAGUUCACCAUAUACAUACAUUCAAGGAAUUGUUCAACUCAAUGAUUCUAUGAAUGCUACGAAUACGCCUAAUGGGUAUGCAAACAUUGCAGCAAGUCAGUAUACAAAGGAACCAUUGAGAAUUGCAAUCUUGACCAACUUUGGAAUCAUGGUUUAUCAAUACAGAACACCAGACCAAAUAUUGAGACCCCUCAAAGAUGAAGUUGUGGAAAAUUUUAUGGAGGAAAACGGAUACGAAGAAACAUGUUCAACGUUGUUGUAUCUUGCUUGCUCAUACGGUCAGCACGAUGAAAAUGACUUGUUUGAAAGAAAAGCACAAGUCUUGUUCUCGACUUGUGGAAACAAUGCUCGAUUGGGCAAUCUCGCUCUGCGAUCAUCAACUUCGGCGGCUUUGAUUCCACACCAUCAACAAUUUUCACAAAGCAGUAUCACUGCCGCAGCUGGUGCUGCAGCUGGUAGUGGUGGUGCUGCUAAUGGUGCUUCUGCUUCCAAUAAUAGUCAACCAACUGUUGAGCAAGUUGUAUUGAGUGACAGGUUCUAUGGUACUUGUUUACUAAUUUCAAGAUUCCUCAAGGAUAUUUGGAACCAAAAAGUGUUUACACCGGUGCCGACCCUCAAAUUGGCCAUAAGCGGUGAUGUUGAAGUAGCAAGUAUUGGAGAAAGCAAAGUAAUUAUACAGAGUGUAAGCAUCGACAAAAAGGUGAUUGAAUAUUUCAUUGGAACGAUUGUUGUUCUAAUUGAUUUUUUUCAAAAAAAUGGAAACAACAUACAAGGUUUGAAUGCUCCAAAUUUCAGUUCAGACCCAUUGCAGUAUGAGAAUGAAGUUUGCGUUAGAGCUGAAAAUAUUGCAUUCACUUCCAUUUUGAAGUCUUUAAAGUCGAUGAAAGAGGCAUUUUCAUUCCUUUUGGUGUUGGUGGAGGAAUACGAAACAAAAUCUAAAAGCACCGGUUUUGGUGAAAUCUUGGAGCUUCUCUCUUUGCAAGACCAAACAAAUCUUUUGGUUUUGAGGUUUAAAGACAUUCUCUUGCCAAGUAGAGAAGUGAGAUCGUUGAUCAAGAGCCUCACAUCUGCACUCAUCAACCAGAGCAUUUCCAAAGGCUUUUCUAUUGAUCUGAUUGCCACGUCUUUACAGCAAAGAUGCGGAUCUUUUUGUUCGACCAAUGAUGUUUUCACUUAUAAAGCCACAGAGUAUCUAAUGAAGGCAAAGGAAACUGGAUCUCGAGAUGUUGACUUUAAAUUGAAAUGUUUGAAAAAUGCAGUGUUGCUUUUUGAAGAAGCUUACGAUACACUAUCAGUGGACACGAUUGAGAAAACUGUUGAUUUGAUGACCGAUUUGGAAUUUUACCUGGGUGCCAUCAACAUGUUGUUAAAUAUCGCCUUGAAAGUUAACAAUGCGUCCAAGAUUCAGCUUAGCUCGAUUAACCAAAUCAGCGACCAAUCAUUUAAUAGUAGUUUGCAAAAUGAAAACUCUGCCAAAGUGAACAAGAUCUACCAAAUUAUCUUUAGUAUUUUGGUCAAAGUGGAUUUCAAAGCACUUAAAAUUUCGGAAACAAACAACCAGCUUUUGAUUAAUGAGUUUUUGGAAGUAAGAGAAUUGGCAUACAAUACAUGUUUUGCAUCAAAAAGUAAGGAUUUUCAUUUCCUUUUUUACGAGUGGUUUAUCGAACAAGGUUUGAGCGAGCGUUUACUAGAUGUGAAUACCGUUUUCAUUUUGCCAUUUUUGGAGUUAAAAGCUGAAAAUAAUAUUGGUUUGACUAAUGUACUUUGGCUCUAUCAUGCGAAGCGCGAUAAUUAUUUUGAGGCUGCAAAAAUUUUGUAUGCCCUUUCCAUUUCCCAAUUUGAUCUCAGUUUGGACAAGAGAAUUGAGUACUUGUCUCGUGCCAAUGGGUUCUGUAAUUGCGUUUGUCCGCCAGAUACCAGGCAAAAGAUGGUGCAACUAUCAUUAACAAUUCAGGAACUAUUCGAAGUAGCUGAUAUUCAAUUAGCAAUUUUGAGGAAGGUCGAGAGCGAUGCUAGAAUCAAUGCAGAGAAUCGUAAAAUAGCUGUUGAAGCAUUGAGCAACAAGAUUUUGUCUAUUAGCGAUUUGUUUAACAGUUAUGUUGAUCCCUUGGGGUAUUAUGAGCUUUCGUUAUUGAUUUUCAAAGUUUCUGAUUAUCAAAACGUGGAUGAUAUUUUGAAAAGAUGGAGUCUUUUGUUUGAGCGUAUAUUUAGACUCUCGAAGUCGUCGAAAGAGCCAUUCUACAUCUUGCUCGAUGAAGAGAUGGCCUUGUUUGGACCAAAAUUGUCCGAUAAUGAUAUUGUUUUUCCUGUGGAUGAGCUUGUCAAAUUAAUCAGUAAGACACUUCACGAGGCCAUUGACGAGAAUUCUGUGGUGGAAACACCUCCAAAAGGAUACUUGGUUGAUUUAUUUGUCAAAUGCGGCGUUCCAUAUGAGAAAUUGUACUACAGCAUGAGGGGUUUAAUUGAAAAUGGUGGAGGGUUUGAAGUGUUUACCGGCUUUACAAAAUAUCUCAAGGAAAAUGAAAUGGCGUUUCUUUUGAAAAAAUGGUACGCUACAGACAAGAGGCUUAAAGAGUUGAUUUCAGCCGACCAAAUUGUAAAUUUUGGUGAUGUAUACUCCCUCGAGAUGGACCCUGUAAGAAAAUCAAACUACGUGUAG